Messenger RNA from Chlamydomonas reinhardtii, 3459 nucleotides. RefSeq lists its product as uncharacterized. The transcript is spliced from 7 exons. NCBI's taxonomy places the organism in Eukaryota, Viridiplantae, Chlorophyta, Chlorophyceae, Chlamydomonadales, Chlamydomonadaceae. The record is from RefSeq and is a predicted model, not a curated record. Gene Ontology annotation, molecular function: nucleic acid binding. Bases 202 to 1824 code for a protein of 540 amino acids.
GAUUUUUUGCUCCGCGCUCUUAUCGUGACAGGCGAACACAGUGCACACUGCCUGAUUACACACAGGUUGCUACCUUUUCUUGGUUCCUUGGUUCUGACAUUUAGCAUUCCCCCAAAGGCACAGCUGCAAACCGAGCGCUCUUACCCACCUGUUGGGUGGGGCCUGAAUGCUGAUACAGUGACGCUGUCAGAGCUCCGCGACAUGCCCGCCGGCCCCUUCGGAGGUCCACGCACGGUGAACCAGCCGCGCGCGCCGGCGCAUCCUCAGGCCGUGCGCUCCAGUGCUACAAGCACCUCGACUAGUUCACGCUCUGGCCCUCAGGCGGCCGCGCCUGGUGCUCUGCCGCAAGCUUCCUCGCGGACGGGACUGGUGACGGGGCCGGCUUGGCCUGAAGCCGACCCCGCUGUCACGGAGGCGUCAGUUUUCGAGGCAGACGCUGGCGCGCUGGCGUCUGAGCCGCUGAGCAUGCUAACGGAGACGGCGGCUGGCCUCACUUUGGUGCCGUUCAUUGCAGCACAGAUGCGGACCGCAGAUGACAGCGCUGUUGGGCCAAGCGGGAGCCUCGUGCACGUUGCAGACGUUGAGGUUGUGGACGAUGAGGACUUCGCGCACUCCAGCACGUGCGUCUUUGACGCAGACGCUGCGGCGGCCGCUGCGGCGGUGGCCGCGGCCGCAGCGCACCCGGUCUCCUACCUGCAGCAAGACGACUCGUCGGCAUGCUCGGGGGACUCCUCCAUGAUUUUCUCGUCGGGACCCUGCGGUUCAGCCUCCGUUUCCGCCGCCACGCAUGGCGGCGACCCCAGCAAGGCCUGCAGCGCCCGCGGACCAUCGGACGCUGGGACGGCAUUCCAGCAGCUCUCGGCGCGGACGGCGCACAUGCCCACGCCUGGGCACCCCAGCCACCGCCACGCGCACGCGCAGGCGGGCCGGACUGUGGCCAUAGUCCCCGCGUCUGCGCUGCAGCCGGCCGCCACCGCGCCGGUGGCGGAGGCUGAGAGCAGUAGCCCUUUCAACGCCGUGCUACGCGCCAGCCGAGGUACCUCCUGUGUGCUGCCGGCAGCGCCGCACCCGCUCUCGUCGCUGUCGCCCCAGGCAUCGCACGCAUCGUGUACGCACUCGCUGACAUCGUCGCGGCGCUCGCUGCGCGACCAGAACUCAGUCACUAUCAAGGCGACCACGGUGGUGAAGGACGCGGCGGGCGCGAUCGACAAGAUCCUGUCUCGCGGCGUGACGGCGCUUGUGACGGCGCUGCGCUCGGGGCCGCCGCCGUACGGCUGCGCCUACGACAGCCUGAAUCAGGCGGUGAAGGCGAUUGCGGUGGCGAGGCAGUACGCCAAGGAGACUGGGCCUGAAGGCGCCGAGGUCACCUUCCUGCCCUUCCACCGCAACGACUCCACGGAGCGGCCGGACCCGCUGCGGCUGGCGUUCCUGGUGUUUCCGGUGGCGCAGCUGCAGGAGCCGCUCAAGACGGCGGACGAGACGGUGCUGAACGUGGCGCGCGGCAGCGACGUGCACAAGAUGGCGUCAGCCAUCAUUGCGGUCAUGCUGGACCGUGGCCAGGCCGUAAUGAAGGCGGCGGGUGCAGACGCGAUUUUCGUGGCCAUGUCAGCCGUGGUGAACGCACGGCACCGGCUUGUGGCCAAGCACGGCUUCGACCUAAUGAUGGCGGCGGCGUGGAUCACCGAGGACACGCAGGCGACCAUGGGCCGCGAGUCCAAGUUCCUGCGCUUCAACAUCCUCAAGACCGAGCCGGCCGGGCCCAAGAGCCUGGUGGCGCCUACGCUGCCGGCCGGUCUGGACCUGAUGUGCCCCGUCAUGUGCUAAGCGCACGUAACAUAGGCGGACUGGCGGACUGGCCGUCCUGGCAGACCGUCAUGCGCAAGGGCGGAGGGACGGACCAAGACCAGGUCCGUACCUGCACGCACCAUGGGUGGCCCGGUUGGAAUCCAGUAUGGGCCCGUCAGAGAAUAACAUUUGCGAAUAAUCACAGGCUGCACGGAGCAUGUGUGUGCAGAUAGAGCGACAUUCCGGUGGACGCAAAUGUAGUCCGGACCCGAUGGGCAUUGCACCAAGUUCGAACCCAUCACGUCGGGUAACAGUGGUGGAGUAAGCAGGGUGCCACGAGCUUGCGUUUGAACGGAUGGAAUUUGCUGGCUUGCAGACGACACAACACUACCGUAUUGCUAAGGUUGCCGGAUUGAACGCACAGAAUUGUCAUUAAUAAUGCAUGCAGCGCAGCGCCGGCUGACCGCUGUGUCUGGGAUGUUUGCGCGGUCGCUGCUCGGCAGGGGCACAGCUUGGCUGUGGCUGGAUGUGCCUAUGUGCGUUUUAGAAGGUACCGGCCAGGGGAUGCUUGCAGCGACGAGUGGCCAUGACCGGUGCAGGGCCGCCGCAUGAAUGGCGUCGAGUGUCCCCCACUGGGGUGUGAAUGAGGCGGGCUCAUGGGAUCGCGCUGCGCGUAUUAAUGAUAUGCUUGCCUAUGAUUUAAUCGUCGGCGGGGAUUGAUAGAGGUGCAAUGGUGGCUUGAGAAGCCUUAGGGUUCGGUCUGGGGUCCCGGCCAUCGUGUUCGGCUGCAAGAGCAGGUGGCGGAGACGGGUGUGGACGAACGAAUGCGUGACUAAUACGACGUAGUUGCCACUGGUGAGUUGGUGCGCGUAACCUCGAUGGCUGUACACUGCAGGUAUGGAAAUGAUGCAAAUAAAGGAUUUUAGGACAGCAUAGUUGCCAUGAACAGGUCCGCGCGACAAAUCGGUUGUUGCCAUGCAUUGCUUGUCGGAUUUGGCGGCGGCAGGGCAGGACAUGCUUGCUCCAUAUAUGAUUUCUUUUGCGCUGUGUCACCACUCACGGUGACUGUGCGUUUUCAGCCAGUGGGCCAGUGACGGCCAUUGAGCGGGGCAGGAAAUCGGGGCGUACAUGCACGGUGCGGUUGUGCGGCUGGUGCCGGGUGUUUAAUUGUUGCCGUCGCACACGGCCUGAAUAGGAUGCACGGCAGAGCUGUCAAGUUGGGCUGUGUGUGCUUGCACAUGAAUAAAGAAGUGCUUGGAAGGUCGCAGCCGGCCUGGGGUGUUGCUUGUUGAAUAGCUGCGAGGAACGUGCCUGUGGACCGGCAACUGGAUGAGUCAAGUCCUGCUCCCCAUCCUCAUGGGACUGGUCACUGGUAAAGGCCCCACACGUAGAAUGCGUGGAAGGCAUGACCAUAUUCGUUGCAAGGCCGCGUUGAAAUCAGUUGGGCCUCGCAAUGUCGGACUUAUCGGAUGGGGUGGCGUUAAGGCGGGCGAGUGCGGAAGCGCGAGAAGGAUGUGGCUCAACCCGUUGCCUGUAGGGGACUGGUGAGUCCAAGUGCUCAGAGGCGCAGGCGUUCACCUGCGUGUGAGGCCAUGAGCAAGCCCCGGCAGUGUGCUGUGCCAUUGGAUUUUGAUAUGUGGCGGAGCGCGUGAAGGCGUGUAAAAAAGAGGAUGG